AAAAGCGACACAAAUAAGAGUAUGUUUCAAUCCGCCGAGAUCUGUUCUAUUUUUAUAACCGACUAUGCAUUCAAUGUGACGGGAUUUUAAAUGAGUCAGAGUGUCUCUGUGUUCUCGGGGUCGAGAGGGGUGCAGACAGAAUCUGCCAGGGGCUGACGACAUAGAUAUUGCACCGAGUAACCGUCACAAUAUAAUGACAGAAUAUAGAAAGUCGUACAGAGGCAUUGUGUAAUUCAAAUAACUUGAUUGUACAUGUUCCUUGUACGACUCAGAAGAUUCUGAUGUGGAACCUGGAAUUAGUGAAAUAGUACAUUUAGGGAUGAGAAAAACUGCCGCUAUGUAUGGAUCGCUAAUGCUACACGAGAAUGUACAAGAAACAACCAUAACCAACAGGGGUCAACAUUUACGUUUGUCCGCUUGUCCGGUACCAGUGGAAAAACAUUUCGGACAAAUGAAUUCGCCGUAUAGUGUUUUGUAAGGGAUGGAUUCACCCUAUAAUUUCCCUGUGACUGUCGUGAAGACUUGUCCUUCGACCAAUCAGACCCGGUAUGCGGCGUCUCAAAGACUGAAUUGUUCACUGGCCCAGAACGAUAUACCUACCUACCACUGUGUGCCAAAUGAGCAGAAGACAUCUCUUUUAGAGUUCUGUUACAAACAAGUUGGACUCAUACAAAAUGGUUCCUGUUUAGAACUGUCAUCAACUGGAACUCUAAAUCAAGUUUCCUGUAGUGAGUUCACUGAAGGAUGUCCCUCUAAGUACUACCUUAGCAACGAGAUAUAUAAGUACCCAAAAUGUCAAGAAAUAGACACUGGAAAUCGCUGCUUUGUUGCUGAUCCAAAAUGUAGAUCGAGUACUACUCCUGUGACCAACACUACAACGUUUGACCCACUUACCACAACCUCUGUACCUUACGAUGUCAUCAGCAGUACCCCACCCAAUGAAUCUCCCACCCUAUCAGAUGCUGCACCUGUCGGUCUCGUUGUGGGUUGUUUGUUCGGCCUCAUCUUGGUAAUCAUGAUAAUACUGGCGGUCUGCUUGUUAUACAGACGAUGGAGGCAACCUGGUGCAAAGAGAAAAGAUCCCCACAACGCGGAAGAAAUGGGACUAUUAGAUCAACAGCGUGAAAAGAAUCCAAGUAGAAAAGCACACGACGGAAGAGACCACUGGCCACAUCGAACUUCGCAUCAGAUUAAAGACGAUGACAAUGACAUUUCAGCAACUAAGGAUGAUCAGAAUUUGCAUAUCUGCGUCACAACACAUACUGGACCAGAUUCUGUGCGAUGGCAGAAAGAUGACACGGAUAUCAACACUGAAGAUCAGUCAGAGAAAUACCUGUCUAUAUGGCGGGGGAACACCAGACAUGUCUAUCUGUAUGUGUAUGAUGUAGAUGAUAAAGACUAUGGGACAUAUAGGGUGAUUUGGAAAACUGGUGAGGAAGAACAUUCCAAAGAAAUAGAAUGGCCGAGUAUUGCAGCAUCUAUGAAUGUAAAAGAUCACCACAAACGCGAGAGAAAUGUUCGAGAAGUUCUAAUGAGACAAUAUGGGAACGACCUGAGGAUCCGCGUGACUGGCACCCAGCCUCCAUCACAUAUCAAAUGGAUGAAAGAUGACAAAGAUAUAGAUUUUGCUGAUAAUUCAGACAAAUAUCUCCAGAUCAGUGGAGAGGGGGAGGAUGAAAAUCACUUUUAUCUGUACAUAUUCAAUACAAGUGAAGAGGAUUCUGGAUCAUACAAGGCUACUUGGAAAGAAGGCAACACGCCUUUUGAGGGCGUUGCAAAUAUUCAUCUUGAAGCUCUUCGUCUUGUGGGACCAAACAUAAAGACUGAGAAGGACAGAGGGCGGGACGAGAAGGUCGACAAAAUGAAGAACAUCGUUUAUCCCAUUUUUCCUGAAGAAGGGACAUACAGACUAGUGAUUACACAAACCGAGAUCAUGGAGAAAAUUCCCAAAAAUUAUUCAACAGAGACUUUCAGCCAUUUCGAGGAUAAGGAUAUGAGGCGUUUUUUACACUAUGCAAUACUUAUGAGUGAGGACAAUAAAAUCUGUUGGAAGGAUAAAACACAUGUACAGCUGUUAGAAGAUAUAAGAAAACUGAUGAGGUACAGGGACCAGAUAACCGUAGAAGACUACAAAAGAGUGGCUUCCGAUCUCAACAGUCUGACUGUGACCGAAGAAAACGACGAGGUUACAUUUGCUUCUGAACAAGUCAUGUUAGAGACACUGUGGGCUUUCAUGCAGAACAAAAACACAAAGGAGACAAUUCGCUGGAUCUUUCAGAAAAACAAAGUGGAUCUUGUAUUGAAGUAUUUCCGAUCUCCUGACUACCAAAGACAUGAGGAAGAAAUCUGUCUGUUCUUGCCUCCCAUGCUAUUCGACGCAUUCCAACUGUUCUUCAUCGAAAAAUACACCCAGAAAAAUGGGAGGUGUGGAUCUACCGAAGACGAAAUGAAAGAAAUGAAGUCAAUGACGACAAAUGGUUAUGUAUUCAGGCAGCUGGACAGUAGUCAUUUACAGUGCAUCAUGCAUUAUUGUCUACUGACGGAGGACAAACUUUCAAAAGAUGCAGCACAGUAUUUCAGAACAGCAGGGUACAAAAGUCGACCAGAUGAAGAUUGUCUGAUUUUGCCAGAAGAAUAUACUGAAAACCUGAUUCAGAAAUUAAAUGUCAAUAUCCUGACUCAUGCGACCAUUAAGGAUGUUCAUAUUCACGAUGAAAUAUGUAAACAAUUGCGCAUUCCUCAAGAAGUGAUCUCGUGGAGUGACGAUGCAAAAAGGAGAUUUGUGCACAAUUUUCAUAAAGGCAGCAUAGAGAUGUUUCGUGCUAGAGGCAUGAUUGUUGGGUGUGCUGGGGCAGGCAAGACGACCAUUUUAAGAAGACUUCAACGGGAAAAGACAAAGGAUGUGAGAACUCCUACUGAAACUACAAUUGGCCUCGAAGUCCAUGAUGACAUAUUUGAAAUAAUUGCAGACAACCUAGAAGAUUUCAAACAGGAUAAUGAAUCUGGAAAGAAUUCCAAAGACGCUACUACAGCUAAUCUGCAUGAGAAUAAACGACUCAUUAGCAUGACAGAUUUCGCUGGUCAAGUGGCUUACUAUGCCUGUCAUCAAAUCUAUUUGUCCAGAAGGGCGUUUUAUCUCUUGGUCAUUGAUAUGUCAAAAAAUCUAAAAGACAUAGCAUACAAUCCAGAGAGGCACAACCCAAUCGGAUCACUGUUCGAAAAUUGGACUUAUGAAGAAUACUUUGUUUUCUGGUUGCAAUCCAUCAAAACCUACUGUGACGACAAAAAGAUGAAAGAAAAAUACGGGGAAGAUGCGGGAGCAAAUCCGGUGAUAUUAAUUGCAUCACACAGGGACCAACUAGAAACAGAAAAUCUACCUACAGAAGGGACAAACCUAGCGUCCUGUUUCAAAACAAUCGUGAGAAAACCCGAGAAUACUACCAACCGUAGAAAGAUCGAUGAUCAAUUUUAUGCAGAGUUGGAAAAUUGCUUGCCUAAAGAGCAGACAUUAAAAAGUCAUAUUUCAACUGAAAGGUAUUUCGAAGUUGAAUGUCCACCUGGAGAUCUCUCUGAAGAACAAGAAGAUAUCAUCGAUAGAGUCAGGAAAUGUAUUGUUCAGACAGCAACGAGUCUUGCCCACUGGGGAGAAAAAAUUCCAAUUCAAUGGUCGUAUUUCGAGGAAAUUGUUCACGAAAAAAAGAAAGAAAAAAUUCUCAAAAGAGAGGACUUGUGGAAAAUGGAUUCCAUCCAAUUUUCAAAUAAGGAUGAUAUGGAUGACAUGCUUCGGUUUUAUCAGGAAAUAGGGCAAAUCAUCUACUUCUCAGAUGAGGGGCUUCAAGAUAUGAUUAUUCUGGAUGUCCAAUGGUUUGUAGAUGCCUUUAAAACUACUAUCACGGAUCCAACGCAUGUGCAACAUGUUUUUGGGAGGCCAAAGGAAUGGGACGUUUUCAUGGAAACCGGCAAAUUGUCUGAUACGACUUUAUGUAAAAUAUGGAAGAAAAAUGACGGUGAAUCUUACAUCAAACACAAAAUGGCAGUUAUGCCAUACAUGGAAAAGCUCGGGAUACUGGCUAAGGUAAAGUCCCAAGAAGUGAAAAAAAAGAGUCACAAGAAAAAACAUGUAGCACAUGAAGAUACAACAUACUAUUACAUUCCUAGUAUCAACAAGAAGGAUCUUAAAGAAGGUCACAAGCAAAGCAUUGAUGCAGGAAACAAGACACCUGUGUUUAUAUUCUAUUUUGAAAAUUACCUGCCCCAUUUCUUCUUUUAUCGCCUGGUCGUUAGUUGUUUCCAGAAAUGGGAUUCAAUGCGAGACGAUCUGUUCUUUAAAAAUGCUGCCUUUUAUAGUACUGAAGGUGGCAACCAUAACAUCGCUAUUGCUGUAAGCAAAACUUCAAUCCAGUUACAAGUAUUUACACCAGCUAAAAAUAUCAAGCUGAAAGAAGUGGAAACAAAGAGUAUAAGGUCAAUUGUGGAAGACAUGAUCAACGAAAUUACCACCACAUUCCAUGAACAAGUCGACUGCAAAAAAGGAUUUGCUUGUAAGGAUCUGAAAAUAACUGAAGAAGAUGAAGAUAUGUUUCUAAAUGAAGAAGACGUGGCCGAUUUAGAAACUAACCACAGACCUUGUCCGAAACAUGUUAUGGAAUCCGAGCCCCAUCUGAUAGAUAGAGAUAGUCUUCUGAAGUACUGGUAUACGGUGAGUCUUCUGAAGUACUGGUAUACGGUGAGUCUUCUGAAGUACUGGUAUAUGGUGAGUCUUCUGAAGUACUGGUAUACGGUGAGUCUUCUGAAGUACUGGUAUGAGGUGAAUCUUCUGAAGUACUGGUAUACGGUGAGUCUUCUGUAGUACUGGUAUAUGCUGAGUCUUCUGAAGUACUGGUAUAUGCUGAGUCUUCUGAAGUACUGGUAUAUGCUGAGUCUUCUGAAGUACUGGUAUACGGUGAGUCUUCUGAAGUACUGGUAUAUGCUGAGUCUUCUGAAGUACUGGUAUACGGUGAGUCUUCUGAAGUACUGGUAUACGGUGAGUUCUCUGAAGUACUGGUAUACGGUGAGUCUUCAGAAGUACUGGUAUACGGUGAGUCUUCUGAAAUACUGGUAUACGGUGAGUAUUUCAAACACUCCAGGAACCACCCAGCCCCGUCAUGUCAUUCUACAACAGUUUAUGUCACCGUGCCAGAUACGCGACAUUUUUGUACAUGUAUAUACGAUAAAGUCAAGCUACGUGAGGAAAGUGGUCAGAUCAUACUCAUCAAUUUCCAUAACCUGUUACAGAAAUAGUUGAGUCGUUACAUAUGGUGAGAAAGCGGUCACAGAGAUGCAGAACGUCAUCAUUGAUAAUUAUCACGUGGUUUUAGCUCACCUGAGCUUUUCUGAUAAAAGUUUGUCCGUUGUCUGUCAGUGGCGGCAGCGCCGUCGUAAACUUUUAGCUCACCUGAGCUAUUUUCUGAUUACCCGUUGUCCGUCGUCUGUCCGAUUGUCUGUAAAAGUUUCAUACUUUUGAUUUCUUCUCCAGAACCACUGGACCAAUGUCAACCAAAUUAAAUACAAAUCAUCCUUGGUUGCAAGGUGAUUCAAGUUUGUUCAAAUGAAGGACUAUGUCCCUCUCCAAAGGUGAGAUAAUCACAAUAAUGCAAAAAUAGGGUUAGGUCAUUUAAAACUUUUCUUCUCAGAACCACUGAGCCAGAAAAGCUGAAAUUUACAUGAUAGCUUCUUGACAUAGUGAAGAUUUAAUUUUGUUAAAAUCAUGGCCCCAGGAGGUAGGAUGGGGCCACAAUAGGGGAUAUUUUUUUUUACAUGCAAAUAUAUAUAGGGAAAUCUUUAAAAGUCAUCUUCUGAAGAACCAUUGGGUCAUAAGAGUGGAGAUUUACCUGAAAGUUUUCAGGUGUAAAGAAGAUUCAAGUUUGUUUAGAUCAUGCAUGGCCCCGGGGGUAGGAUUGGGCCAGUUUUACAUAGUUAUUACGUCAAAUAUAUAGGGAAAAUCUUUUAAAAUCUUCUUUUCAAGAACCACCAACCCCAAAAAGUUUACAUUUGCAUGAAAGCUUCCUGACAUAGUGCAGAUUCAAGCUUGUAAAAACCAUGGUCUCAGGGGUAGGGUGGGGCCACCAUAGGGACAUUGACAUGCGAAUAUGUAGGGGAAAUCUUCGAAUGGGGGCCAAAGUGACUCAGGUGAGCAAUGUGGCCCAUGGGCCUCUUGUCACAUUUUCAUCUUCUCCAGAACCACUAAACCUAUUUCAACCAAACUGGGCACAAAGCACUCUUGGGUGAAGGGGAUUCAAGUUUGAAGAGUCGUGCCCCCUUUGAAAGGGAGAUAAUCACAAAAAUGCAAAAUAGGGUGGGGUCAUUUAAAACUCUUCUUCUCAAGAACCACUAAGCCAGAAAAGCUAAAAUUUACAUGAAAACUUCCGGAGAUAAUGGAAAUUUGAGUUUAUUAAAACUAUGACCCCUGGGGGUAGGGUGGGGCCACAAUAGGGGAUCAAAGUUUUACAUACGAAUAUAUUGGGAAAUCUUUAAAUAUUUUCUCAAGAACCACGGGAUCAUAAGAGUGGAGAUUUAAGUGAAAGCUUCCUUAUUUUAACUAGGUUCAAAUUUGAUCAGAUCAUGGCCCCCGGGGAUAGGGUGGGCCCACAUAAGGGGGUCAAAGGUUUACAUGCUGAUAUAUAGGAAAAUCUUCUCCAGAACCACUAAACCAAUUUCAAUCAAACUUGAUACAAACCAUCCUUAGGUGAAGGGGAUUCAAGUUUGUUGAAAUGAAUAUUAAAAACAAAGCUACUUUACUCGAUCCUUUUAAUUACAAAACCAAUCAUAAAAUAAAAUGCUCCUGAGCUCAUUAACUACAUACUGAGCCAAUGAUCUCUCUGUGACUUUGUAAUUCUUAAUUACGUUUAUAGAUGAAAUCUUUUAUACAAGUGUAACUAACCAUUCUAAUAUAUCUGGGUUUUGUCUUUUUUCAGACUCCUAAUCCUAAGGCAUCGCCAUCAGAUAGCGCAUAACAACAAACUUACUAGACUGUAUGGUGCUGUGAAUUUAACCGAUGUGUACAUAUUUCACUGAUCGUUUGAAGUGUCAUGUUUUAACUCCAGUUAGUGAUUUUCCAACCUUUGAGGUGCCUCAUGUUAGGAUAUUUUCAUAUUUGCUUAGUGUAAGAUAAUUUAGGCCGCCCAUUUUCAACUUAUGUAUAACAGUGAGUUGUCAUCUAUUGAUGCUGGAAAGAAGAUUACGUCAUCAAAAUGUAAACGGUAAAAGUACAAUAGCAAUGGCGAUUUUGUGACUUGCAUGCUUCUACAUUCUUCAGGAAACGCAUAUUUUCAAAUUAAAAUGAAUUCACUGUCAUGAAUCUCUAAAGUAAAUGUACAUCACCUUCUUUAAUGCUUUUGCAUUUCACUUAAUGACAUAAAGGUUUGGGUUGGGAAUGGUUUCAGGUUUAAUUUUUUUGCAUAAAAUAUUAACUACCGGUAGGUCACGGAAAGAUUUUAAAACUGGUGAGUGUACUGUUGAUGGUAGCUGUUUUCAAUUAUACUUGCAAUUAUAGAUGUUAACUUAUACAUACAUUAAUUGUAUGUGUUCGUAGUGGUUUUUAUGAUGAAAAUGAUAGAUCAUUUGGGGAAAGAAUAAUUCAUAUCAAUGUGGUUUUUAAUUAUUUCAAAUACACUUGUAGGAAGACUGGCAUUUUUGUUGAUCUGAUAAGUUUAGAACGGCGUGUCAUUUUGUGAAGGGGUGCCGUGCUUUAUGGAGCUCUAGGUUGGUUAUUAGUCCCCUACUGACGAAAUCGAAGGGGACUUUAGGUUUGCGGUCCGUCCGUCUGUCUGUACAUCAGUCCUGCAAAUCAGUUUCCCGUACUUUUUUUUAUGGGCUUGCAGAUAUUCAUUUGAUAUUUGGUACAUUGUUUUGCCCUAAGAAGUUACAGGUCAAGUUCGAAUUUCAUCUUGGUCCGUUGAUUUUUCGCAAAGUUGUGGCCCUUGGACUUAGAAAAAUAGCAUGAGUUGUCAGUUUUCCGGACUUUUUUAUGUGCUAGCAGAUGUUCAUUUGAUUUUUGGUACAUUGCUUUGCCAUAACAAGUUGCAGAUCAAGUUUGAAUUUGCAUGAUCUCGAUCCGUUGAUUUUUCACUAAGUUAUGGCCCUUGGACUUAGAAAAAUAGCAUGAAUUAUCAGUUUUCUGGACUUUUUUAUUAUGUGCUAGCAGAUAUUCAUAUGAUAUUUGGUACAUUGCUUUGCCAUAACAAGUUAUAGAUCAAGUUCGAAUUUUGUCUCGGUCCAUUGAGUUUUUACUAAGUUGUGGCCCUUGGACUUAGAUAAAUAACAUAAAUUGACAGUUUUCCUAAUUUUUUGUUUGUUUGUUGUGCUUACAGAUAUCCAUUUAAUAUUCAGUACAUCAUGAUGUUUGCUUUGCCAGAACAAGUUAUAGAUCAACUUUGAAGUUUUCUUGGUCUAGUCUUUGUACCCGAAUAGUUGUUGAUUUCAAACCAUUCCUAUCCUGGUUUCCCAAUUGUCCCUUUUAACAUAACCUUGGUCUCAUAAUGAAAUGAUUAUUGUUGCUGUCCAAUAAUUUUUGCUUCCGGUGGGGGACUAUGUAUUGCUAUGCAAUACUUUCAGAAUGCUUGUUGUUACUAUAGUUAUUUUGGUAUUUUAUUCCUUGACAGUGAAGAAAAUGCGUACAUACAAUAUGAAUGAUUUCAGCAGUCUGUGUCAGAUCCUUGCAAUAUUGUUUUUUUUUGGAAAUAAUUGUCCUAAAAGAGACAAUUUUUAUCGUUUAUUACUGUAUUAUAUAUAACACUACGAUUAUACAUUGUAUACACCGGUACAUCAUGAAUACACAAAAUCAUUUUUUUUAUGUAUCACGUGUGCUUUCAUGAAUGAUAAUUGAUAUUAUUGCAUAUUGUUUUGGUUCCCAUUCGAAGAUACUUCAUUCAUGUAGAGACCUUGACAGCUUUAUGUAGUGUCACAAAUUGUGAAAUAUAUAUAAUGCAGCUCGGGGCCCUAGCAGUGAGAGAAUUUUAUCAUGCCAACAGGUUGUCAGGGGACCUCCCAUUUUUAGGCCAUAUCCGAAAGUUGUCACUUGUAACGGUUCCAAACGCUGUCUAUAUAUAUGUACAUAAUAUCAGCAUGUGAAGAUUUACCCACUCUUUAUGUAAUAAUUGUAAUUUUGUAGAUCAUCACCCAUGCGCAAGUCAUGGUUACUUCAUCGGUAUGAUUCCCAUGUGAAUUGUUAAUUACUGUAAUUAAAGUGGUGUUUUGUAAUUCGCGAUUCAAAUCAUGCAUUGUAAAUAUAUCAUACAUUUUUUAUUUUUGCUUUAAUAUAAUUUUGCUGAUUUCGCGAUGUGACAAAUCUUUGUACACAGUAUUGCAACGAGCUUAACGUGACAUUGACUGCUUCUAGUCAGUGAUAAAUGUGAAAUCAGAAUGACUAUAUAACCCUGGGCGUCGUCAUAGCUGUUAAUAGAAUGUGUAACUGAACUGUUACUUCUCAUAUUCUUUCUUUCACUCCUGAAUCUCAAAACCCAGUCAAUACUCAAAAGCGAGAUUAAGAUUUAUAUGCAUAUAAAGUAUGGUUUUUGUACAUGUCAAACAAGUUUUUAUUAUUUUAUUUUAUUUUUUACAAUUUAAAUGUUCAACCCCCCCCCCCCCCCCCCCCAUUUUUUAGUUAAAUAUAUUUCUAUGCAUUUCAUUCUUUGCUAAAUUUCAUUCUUUCACCAAGUGUGUAUAUUUGUUGAUUGUACAUAUGUAUCGAAAAAUAAACGAAUGAAGCUGUA
Molecule: messenger RNA, 9749 nt
Organism: Ostrea edulis (European flat oyster)
Lineage: Eukaryota; Metazoa; Mollusca; Bivalvia; Ostreida; Ostreidae
Exons: 20
Coding region: 482-4849 (1455 amino acids)
Source: RefSeq, a predicted model, not a curated record